Molecule: messenger RNA, 1560 nt
Organism: Pseudovirgaria hyperparasitica
Lineage: Eukaryota; Fungi; Ascomycota; Dothideomycetes; Acrospermales; Acrospermaceae
Product: alpha/beta-hydrolase
Exons: 3
Coding region: 246-1532 (428 amino acids)
Source: RefSeq, a predicted model, not a curated record
GGAAAGGCUCGUGACUCGGGAUGCCGCUCAGACCCCGGAGAUCUGUGUCGCGCUGCAUCUGCACGACAAUGCCGUCCAUCGGCUCUCCGCAUAUCCGGACCUACGAAGAAGACGGAAUAUAAAGACAACAGCCUGGCGCGCAUCUAGUGCUAGAAUCUUUUAGCAGGCUCGCGUGAUUGACCUGCGUCUUCUCUAUUUUCUCAUCAUUCCUUUCAUUGACAUACCAGAACACUCGGUACAGUAUCAUGGCUUCGACGAAUCAUGUGUUCCAUAUUCAGGACAACAUGAAAACGCCGGCAAAGCAUCAUGAGAGCUUUCAGAUGCUAUGGGAGACCAAGUGGAAGAAGCCGGCCGAGAUGGGCGUAUAUCCAUUCAUGUUCGGUGCCGCGCGGGACUUUGAACCAAUCGUGGAAGAGAUGACAAAGAAAGGCAUGAAAGAGCCUUACGACUGGGAUGCAUAUGCGACCGUAUUUAUCCCGUAUGCCGAAGCUCUCACGAAGAUUGGCGAGCGGGCUGAAGCCAACAACGAGAAGUCGAAAGCCGCUGAGUUCUACCACCGUGCCUCUGCUAUCUACCGCAUCGCCCGGUUUCCGGUCAUACGCAGCCCGGUUCAGCAGCGCUGCUGGAGCGCCGGCAAAGCCGUCUUUCUACGGGCGCAAGCACUGCUACCGUACCCUGUUACUGAGACGCAAGUUCCGCACACGCAUCGCCUUCCACACGAAGGCACACAUAUUCCGGUGUACACACUCUGCCCUGAUGCUCGACCUGCGCCGGUCAUGGUGAUAGUUACCGGUCUCGACGGCUACCGGACUGAGCUAGCCGUGUGGGCUGAGGGAUGGCGUGCAUUGGGAGUAGCAACUGUCAUUCUUGAGAUCCCAGGUACAGGCGACUGUCCAGCGGACGGGAGCGAUGUACGGAGCUCCGACCGGCUCUUCAGUAGUCUUUUGGAUUGGAUCGAUCUGCAGGACAGUCUCGAUAGCAAGAAGGUGUGUGUAUGGGGCUUCAGCACAGGGGGAUAUCAUACAAUCAGGCUGGCCCAUACACACGCUGCGCGGCUCGCAGGUGUAAUCGCGCUUGGUGGGGGCUGUCAUUUCAUGUUUGAGCGCGCGUGGCUGGAUGAAGUCGAUCACCUUGAGUACCCGUUCGAUCUGGCUGGAUCGUUGGCUUGGAAGUUUGGCUAUGGCGCAGAAGUGGAGAAGUUUAAGGCUGAGGGAAGCAGAUUCUCCCUGCUGAGUGAUGGAACGUUGGAUGGGCCUGAGUGCGCGAGGCUGUUGUUGGUGAAUGGUACUGAAGAUGAGAUUUUCCCCAUUGACGAUUACUACCUCGCUUUGAUGCACGGUAGGCCAAAGGAGGUGAGGUUUGUAGAGGGGAUCAAGCAUAUGGGCGAGCCCGCAAGCUUCGGCAUAAUUUUGAAGUGGCUGUAUGGAGUUCUGGAGAUUAAGGCCAAUCCCAUGGAGCAAUUGAAAAAACUACCUUUCAAGCUCAGGUAUCCGACGGGAGAGGAAGCAGAGGUGGGCUCGAACGGUCAUUAAUAGAUAGGUGGCGGAAUCUAUUGAGUCA